Amyelois transitella is the source of this 4000-nucleotide messenger RNA. Its product is annotated as TOX high mobility group box family member 3. Gene Ontology annotation, cellular component: nucleus. NCBI's taxonomy places the organism in Eukaryota, Metazoa, Arthropoda, Insecta, Lepidoptera, Pyralidae. The record is from RefSeq and is a predicted model, not a curated record. Gene Ontology annotation, biological process: regulation of transcription by RNA polymerase II. Bases 797 to 2518 code for a protein of 573 amino acids. Gene Ontology annotation, molecular function: chromatin DNA binding. The transcript has 12 exons.
GUGCGUUGGUGUUCUUUGUUUUGUUCCGUGUUGCAUCAUUGAUCAAUGACAUGCGAAAACCACAGUAUACCCAAAAGUUUCGGGAUUCUUGGCUUCAGGACCCACAUUUAAAAGAUUGGCUUCAAGUAAUUGAAUGAUGGCUUUUACCAAAAGUCUCAAGUGCCACAACAUUUCAUUUCAAACUUUAUGUCUCUGAGAAUUCGACAACAAAUGGGCUUUGUUACUUUUUAUUGACAACCACUUACUAUAAUUUAUGAUCGUAACGAAUUGUUUUAAACAUUUAUUACAUCAUUUAUUUUUAUUUAAUUGUAACUAAACUUAUAACAAUUUGUUUAUUCUGAUUAAUUUGAAUAUCUAAUAUUUGCCGCUUAAUCCGCCAACAGCGAAAUCAGGUGAUAAUUUCAACACAACAGAAAUAAAGUUAGUGUAAAAUUUAGUGCUUUUUUUGAUGGUGCGAUUUUUUUUAGUGGAUUUCUAGUGGUUUUAGAGGGCGAUUCUAGAGGGGAGCUUGAUACGUCGUUGGCAACACUGACUGUCAAGUCAAGUCAAAAGCGGAAUUCCUGAAAUGGUUUUCUUUUCAUGGCUUUGUUUUCUUUUUUGUUUUGUUGGUUUUCAUAAUACUAUGAAUUCUAUGAUUUAAAAAUUAAUUACACCACAGAACUUAUAUUCCAGUUUUAGUAAGAUACUAUAAAGUGAUACUUUGAGGUUGUACAUCAUUAAAUAACAAAGCAACAGUUUAUAUUUUUUAGCAGCUUCAAGCAGAGAAUUUAGAAUAGAAUAGUAGUAGUAGGUUGGAAUGAUGAAUCCAGCUCAGGAUGGUCUUGCUCCACCUGGUGGUGCCCCUUCCUAUCAACAACCCUUAUACUUACAAGAACCACACACACCUGUUACUUCACAUAGUGGUGCAGGUGCCCCAGCUGGCAACUACAUUAUCCAACAACAGCCUGGGGGUCAACAGAGACUUCUGAUGUUGCAACCCACCCAGGUGAUGAGUGGACCGCCCACCCCCAGCACUCCCACACAGCCCUCGGGGCCUGUGUAUGGCUCUCCUCAAAGAGCAUCUCCACCUGGCACUACAAGUGAUGACUCUGAUGAUAGUGUGCCUUCACAUCAUUCUCAGUUGCCUGGUGAUGCGGAAAGCCUUCUGCCUAUCCAUUAUUGCUCAGCGAGCCGGCAGCAACAAACUACGCUUCAUCAGAUGGGUGUGAGUAAUAUAGGAGUCAAGAGGUCCUCACCUGAACCUAUGGAUAAUGGCAUGAAUCGUGGACAGAUGCAGAAAAAACCAAAAGUUCAGAAAAAGAAGAAAAAAAGGGAUCCUAAUGAACCCCAAAAACCUGUUUCUGCAUAUGCUUUAUUCUUUCGAGAUACCCAGGCAGCAAUAAAAGGUCAAAAUCCUAAUGCAAGUUUUGGAGAAGUUUCUAAAAUUGUAGCUUCCAUGUGGGAUGGGCUGGACUCUGAACACAAAAGUGUAUAUAAACAAAAAACAGAAGUUGCUAAGAAAGAGUACCUCAAAGCAUUAGCAGCCUAUAGAGCUAGCUUAGUGUCAAAGGGAGGUGAACAAGAAUCUCCAGCUAUGUAUAAUCAUACCAAUAGUGCCAAUCCUAAUUACGGCAAUUAUUACCAAGGCCAAGCAUAUGGUAAUGGCCACUCGCCCCAAGCCUAUGUUUCAAACCAAGCUCCACAAGGUUAUUCACCUCAAAACUAUCCUGGGGGACAACAGCAACAAGGGUACCAAGGACAAACUGUUGCUUAUCCUGCUAAUCCUCAACAGUCCCCGCAAAGUUACCAAGGUAGCAUAGCACACACUCCUCAGUCAUACCAGGGUGUGCCUGGCCAAUCUCCUCCAGGGUACCAAGUAAACCCAGCGGCAUCACCUCAGACAUGCCAAAACAACAUAGGCCAGUCACCAAGAAAUUACCAGCCCGCACAGUCUCCCUCCAACUACACUGCCAGCUCUGGAAUGUCACCGCCUGGAUACAGGCAGGUCCAGUCUCAAUCGCCCCCAAUGGGAUCAGUACAUGCAGCUAUGCAGUACCAUCAUUCUCAACAGCAAAUGCAGCAAUCUCACCAACAAAUGCAAGCUCAUAAAGUACAGCAGUACCAACAACAUCAUCAACAACAACAACAGCAGCAGCAGCAACAACAACAACAGCAGCAGCAACAACAACAGCAGCAGCAACAACAACAACAGCAACAGCAGCAGCAACAACAACAACAUCAGCAACAACAACAACAGCAGCAGCAGCAACACACUCAGAAUCAGCUGCAAAAUAAUGAUCAACAUUCCCCAAAUAGCAAUGGAACUGGAAUACCUCAACAAUCACCAGAUCAAAACGAAAAUCGGAGUACACCAUCUUGCAUCCGUCAAGGCUGCACCAAUCCGGCCAUAGCAAACAGUGAAUGGGAAGAUGAAUAUUGCUCUAAUGAAUGUGUAGUAAGCCAUUGCAGAGAUGUCUUCAGUUCAUGGGUCGCUUCAAAUAGCAACAACCAGAUUCAAAACUUUUCGGCAGUGAAAUAAAAUUUCGUUUGUACAUAUCAACAUGUAAUAAAAUAGUUCUUAUGAUUAAGAAUAAACCAGGCAAUUGUAUGAGAUUGUAUCAUAAUAGUUAUUAAUAAAUAUAGAUCAUUAGUUAUGUUAAUCUGUUAUGGUUAUUUGUGAAUUCAUUGUUAUUAUCAUGUAGAUCCUUGAUAUAUUUAGUUUCCAUAAUAAAUAGUUUUAACGCAAUUUUCUUCCAUUUAGCAUAAAUAUUUUAGAUUUGAAGUGCAGUCUGUUAUAAAUUUCGCAAUGCACAUAGGUCACUUAUUGUAGCUAAAUUUAUUUCCAUUGUUAAAAAAAUUCUACAACCAUUUAAGAGAUAAUGGCGAUCGAAAAGUAUAAUCUUAAUCACUGGUUCAUGCCUUAAUUUUAAGACCCUGCAUUAUCUUAAAAAUCACCAUAACACUUGUGGUAAAAAGGCUGUGAAUGGAGACAUAUAGAAGAUAUUUUUCUCGUAUUACAAUUUUUGGUAAGACCUGUUUUGAUUCUUAACCUGUCAUUUUAAUAACUAAAACAAGUGGGUUCAAAAUAAUUUGGCUCAUGCUUAAUAACGUCGAACGAAAUUAUCUUUUUGAUGGAAUGGCUUGUUCAAGUAACUGGCUCAAGGCAGUUCAUUGUAGUUGCAUUUAUUUCUACGCCAUUUUAAUUAAUUUUAGUGGGUCCCUAGUAUGUUAUAUUUAUUGGUUGUAUGUAAGUACAUGUUUAUUUGUUCCUAAUUAUAGCUGCUUAGGACACAUUGUAAAAAUUAAAAUAAAAUGAACUUUUAAUCGUAUAACGGUCUAAAUUGUUCAUAGAAAUGUAAGUACUAAAUUGAAGUCUUUAAGUUAUUAGUUUGUAAUGCAAUUACCACUCUACACACAAAUAUAUGGAUAGGUAAAGGCUGGCAUAGCAAUAAACUCGCCUUAUAAUAAAUAUUUCAGUUAUUAACUAGUAAAAAUGUAGAGUAAUAAAUUUCUGUUGUAUUUUUUUUAAACUAGUAUUAUUCGAAAAUUUCAGCUUUAGGUUCUAAAAAGCAUUUAUAAUGAAAAUUAUUAUUAUUUAACUAUUUACGGACACAUUUGAAAUUCAUACACAAUUAGCAUUUUACAUAAGUUCUGUCUAGUGUAAAUUUCCUAAGUCUCAUUCGUAAUAGCAAUAUGUUCUUGUAUCUCUAGAAUAGUAUAGGGAUUAGCUGGACCAAAUUUUUUUUUACUCAAAGCAAGUAUUAAAGAAUAUUUUAAGAUACAAAUUAUAAUUUUUAAUGAAUACAUGAAAAACCUAACGAUGUAAAUAAAUACACGCAAUAAUAGAAGUAGGUAGUGGUAGGAAAUAUCUAAAGCCGUAAGUUUUGAUUUUACGUUAUUUAUUUCAUAGUCGUGGGUAAUAAUUAUUCUACUUCUUUACAAUGUACAUUUAACAGUGUAUAAAAUGUAAUUAGAACAAUGAUUUCAUUAAAUUUCUUAAACAGUACAUACAACUUGUUUC